This is a messenger RNA of Lachancea meyersii CBS 8951, 1158 nucleotides long. The record is from the annotation of a GenBank genome assembly. NCBI's taxonomy places the organism in Eukaryota, Fungi, Ascomycota, Saccharomycetes, Saccharomycetales, Saccharomycetaceae.
AUGGUUAACCUCAAUAAAGUCUUACCGCGUAACGGAAGAGACUACUAUCUGGCGCUCGGACUGGAGGGUUCAGCCAACAAAUUGGGUGUUGGAAUAAUAAAACAUCCGCUACUUCCCAAACAUGCAGACAGCGAUCUUUCGCAUCAUUGCGAACUGGAAAUCCUGGCCAACAUCAGAGACACCUAUGUGACUCCACCUGGAGAAGGAUUUCUGCCCAGAGACACCGCCAGACAUCACCGAAACUGGGCUGUCAGGCUGGUGCGUAAAGCGCUGCAAGAGGCUGGCAUCGACCAUCCAAGUGAACUAGACACUAUUUGCUUCACUAAGGGCCCGGGAAUGGGAGCACCGCUACAUUCGGUUGUGGUAAUGGCCAGAACGCUGUCGCUGCUAUGGGACGUUCCCCUCGUCGGUGUGAAUCAUUGCGUGGGCCAUAUUGAGAUGGGCAGAGAAAUCACCAAGGCCGAAAACCCAGUGGUUCUGUACGUCAGCGGCGGCAACACCCAGGUUAUUGCCUACUCAGAAAACCGCUACCGUAUCUUUGGCGAAACGCUGGAUAUCGCCAUCGGGAACUGUCUGGAUAGGUUCGCAAGAACACUGAAAAUCCCAAAUGAGCCAUCGCCAGGCUAUAACAUCGAGCAGCUUGCGCUCAAAUGCACAAACAAAGACUACUUGGUAGAGCUGCCGUACACCGUAAAGGGAAUGGAUCUAUCUAUGAGUGGGAUUCUCGGGUACGUCGAUUCCCUGUCAAAGGACUUGUUCAACCAUAACACCAAAAACAAGCUGCUCUUCGACCCCAAAACCGGCGAGCAACUCGUCACCGUCUCUGAUCUGUGCUACUCUCUUCAAGAAAACCUGUUUGCAAUGCUGGUAGAGAUAACAGAGCGUGCUAUGGCCCACGUCAACUCCAAUCAAGUCUUAAUUGUGGGUGGUGUUGGUUGUAAUGUGAGAUUGCAGGAGAUGAUGGCUUCCAUGUGUCGUGACAGAUCCAAUGGACAGGUCCACGCUACAGAUGAGAGGUUCUGCAUUGACAACGGUGUCAUGAUCGCACAAGCCGGACUUUUACAAUAUAGAAUGGGCAAUGCUGUCCAAGAUCUGGCUGACACUGUCGUCACUCAAAAAUUCAGGACCGAUGAAGUUUAUGUGGCCUGGAGAGAGUAA